CUUUUAUCCAAUCACCGCCUUAGAAAGUAUUCCUCGCGUGUUUGACAUCUUCGUGCAUGUGGGGUGAAAUGCUUGCUUCAAGAUCUUUAGUCAUGGCAUCGAGACUGUCAAACUACUGCAGAAGACUGGUGUGUCGACAGCGAGCUUCCCUCCAGACCCUGCCCAUGACUGCCUCUGUACGGUCGUGUAGUACAGGAGUUAUCCCCCCUCCACAUGUUGAAGGUACAGAAAAACAAUAUCCCCCCAAAAUACAGAAGAUUGUGGAGGAAAUAAGUGGACUCACAUUGUUUGAAGUCGCAGACUUAAAUGAGCUUCUCAAGAAAACCCUGAACAUCGCUGAUGCCCCCAUGAUGGCCAUGGGAGCAGCGGCAGCUCCAGCAGCGCGGGAAGAAGAGGAAGAAGAGGUGGCCCCUAAAAGAGAGAAGAUGGCUUUUGCAGUGAAACUUGUCAAGAUUGAUGCAAGCAAAAAAAUUCAAGUCAUCAAAGAAAUUAAGAAUCUUAUAUCAGGGAUGAACUUGGUACAGGCCAAGAAAUUCGUGGAUUCCCUUCCCCAGGUAGUAAAGGCUGAUAUUCCGAAGGAUGAAGCCGAGAAAUUAAAGGAGACUCUCAUUGCAGUGGGUGGAGAGGUUGAGGUCGACUGAUUGGUCAGUCUCGGGAUGAUUUCAUUGGCCAAUGGACUUACAUGUGACUGCAAUUCUACAUGAUGUUACUGUGAACAAGGAAGGUGAACCAAACGCUGCCGCGUCCACACGAGUUGGAUUGCCUUGUAUCAUGUGUUUGAACUCUGAUGAUGAGAUGUGUACCACAAAACUAACCUGACCAGCAUGCAUUCAUGAAGCUGACAAUUGGCUCACGGCACAGACUUGUUUCUUUGUUACUUUGUUCAAUGUGCUGGUUGUCAAGGCGAGUCACCAUGGGCAGGUUAUUAUCUGUAAUACAGUCCAGUGUGUAGGUCAUAUUUCCUUGGUUAUGGUAGAACUUGAUCAAAUAGCAUUUUAAUUCCUAUUGAUUUGGUCAAAAUGUCCAAGUGAUCGAAGGUGAUGAAUUUUAAAUUGAUAGAUUUUGCUAACAAGUUUCGACAGCCAUGUUAGCAUUUCACUAGUCAACCUUCCAUGGUUAUAUUUAGUUCUUAGAUGAUGGCACAUCUGUCAUUGUCCAUUUUGUGUUGACAACACUGAACAGCAAAGACUAGCAGCUUCAAGAACAGGUACAUGCUUCAUCCAAGGGCAAAAUGGCCUUGGAGCAGAAGGCAUCAUUAUUGGUUCCCAUGCAUUUAAAGAAACAUGGAUUGGCAUUGUAUAUAUUGAUAUUCAUCUUGUUAUUUGUGUGAAUGUGUGAUAGAUUUUGAGUUGCAGAGAAUAAUUCCUAGUGCUAAAAACAGCUUGGUCAAUACCAAGAGUAGAUGAAUCACUGUACAAGAUAGUAAGCUAGGGCUGUCACUGUAGGCGCGUCUCUAGAUUCAUAAAAUGUAUUAUUACACCAGAAAGGGAACUGCUUAACUUCGCAUUUGAAAACACCAGGGAUAGCAACAGGAAAAUCUAUUUUCAGCGGAAAACUAAAUAUUGAAUUUUCAAUGACAAUUUAUAACUAAUGUAGAAUAAAAUAGGUGGAAAAAUGCCAUUCCUGAAGGACAUUACCCUGAAACACAACACAAGUAAUAUUUAUGCUAUGGUGGGAAAUGGAAUGAAUGUGUUUACUGAUGUCAUCAGAAUGGUACCCAGUACCUGGGGUAUUUUCCGUGAUCCGAGUUGCUGCUAUUGAGGAAAUACCUCUGGUCCUUCCGAAGUUUUACUACUGCUCUCGAACCAACUGUCUUACGUGUAUUUCAAACCCCAAUGUUCAGUUCAUUGCACACAUUGAAAUCAUGAAGUUGUGAAAGUCUUCCAAAGUUUAUAGCAGUGUGAAAUCUCUUAGUUCCCUGACAAGUUUGGCAGGAUAAUUACGAAGAAGUCCCUAGUCUUGAAACAAAAUAAUUCACUCGUUUAAAGGUUACUGAGUACAAGAGUAUGUUAUCAGUCUGUGACAGCCCUAGUUGAGACAGCAGUGUGUAUGAAUGAUACACCUUGAACCUGAUAUAAAUAUGUACCCUUGAAA
Molecule: messenger RNA, 2094 nt
Organism: Haliotis rubra (blacklip abalone)
Lineage: Eukaryota; Metazoa; Mollusca; Gastropoda; Lepetellida; Haliotidae
Product: 39S ribosomal protein L12, mitochondrial-like
Exons: 5
Coding region: 57-641 (194 amino acids)
Biological process (GO): translation; mitochondrial transcription
Cellular component (GO): ribosome; mitochondrial large ribosomal subunit
Molecular function (GO): structural constituent of ribosome
Source: RefSeq, a predicted model, not a curated record